UUUGGGUUCUUUGAAUAUACAUUUACUCUUCAGGUUUACGUUGAUGGUGAUUCUUCCGUUAGUCUAGACAAAACCGGACAUGUGACUGAGUCUGGACCAUGGGGACAAUGGACACCCGAAGAAUGUUCACGAACAUGUGGUGGUGGUGUACAAGUCGAGAAGCGACAAUGCUCUGGGGACUGCACAGGACCAUCAGUUCGAUACGUCUCAUGCAAUCUCGAUCCUUGUCCGGAAGGGACGGAUUUCCGCGCGGAGCAAUGCGCUCAGCACAAUGACGAUGCUCUAGAUGGCAACUAUCACAAAUGGCAACCUUACAAAGGCAAAAACAAAUGUGAAUUGCUUUGCAAACCUGAAAAUGGUAACUUCUACUACAAGUGGGACGACAAAGUCGUCGAUGGCACCAAGUGCGACGCCAAGAGUGACGAUAUCUGUGUAGAUGGUGUAUGUCUACCAGUCGGUUGCGAUGGAAAACUUGGAUCGGGUAAGUAUACGCCCUUUAAUUAAAG
Cylicostephanus goldi is the source of this 506-nucleotide messenger RNA. The record is from the annotation of a GenBank genome assembly. Lineage: Eukaryota; Metazoa; Nematoda; Chromadorea; Rhabditida; Strongylidae.